UGAAGCCCUAGGGGGUGGAGAGGCCAAUGGGAUUUAAGGGGGUUUAAUCAUCAUAGCACCACCUCUGGCAGGGGUUGGGCUGCUGGGCAGGGAAUGAGGAAACCACAAAUCAUCCCCCCUGACCUGUCCUGCUGGAUCUGUCUCAGCUUUCAGAUCAGCUGGGGAGUCUGGAGCAGUGAGGGGAGCCAGGGCCAGGAUCCCCACCCCCGCUCGGCAUUGCUGCUGCUGAAUUGACUCAGUCAGCCCAAGAGGAGUGGAUCCCAGCCCAGCACCUGCAGCAGCGUCUGUAGCCCGAGUGUCAAUGAGAGAGACAUUGGGGCCAGCAACUGGGGCUGCUGAGAGGGAAGAGCCGCUGCAGGGGAGAGUUAACGGCAAUGGACACCAGGAGACUGGAUGGUGGCCAGAACCUCGUCGUAAUGGCAAGAAAUGCGCAGUCGCCCUCGCAGCCGCUGUGUUCUUAGGUCUCAUCAUCACUGUUAUUGUCCUGGCAGUGUUGUUAUCUGAGCGUUCUUCAGCUGUUCUCAGCCCCUGGUGCCCUGCGUGCCCAGACGGCUGGAUCGGGUACCGAGGGAAAUGCUACUAUUUCUCUGAGGCCAAAGGGAACUGGACCUACAGCCAGAGCAACUGCUUUUCCCUUGGUGCCUCCCUGGCUGCGAUCGACACCCAGCAGGACCUGGCUUUCCUGCUGCGCUAUAAAGGCAAAUUUGACCACUGGAUUGGCCUCCAGAGGGACCCGGGGCAACCCUGGAAAUGGGUCAAUGGCACCGAAUUCAACCACCUGUUUCCGAUAACAGCAGAUGGUGACUGCGCGUAUCUGACUGAGAAUGGGGUCAGCAGCUUGCGGUGCACCAGCGAGAGACACUGGAUCUGCACCAAUCCUGAUCCGUUUACAAAGGCGAAAGGGGGCUGAUAAGGGUAUUGUGGAAAUUAGCCCUGGAAAAACCUGGCUGUGAUCUCUGACCAUCGCAGCUGACAAAUUCCGGAAUAACAGGGAUUGCUCUGAGCACGAAAGACAAUUAUCUAUGUAACCUUUUCAAAUAUUUGCUGGGGGUGCAGCUAGGGGCCCAGCUACUGCUCCUGAAGCGUUUGCCUGGGGCUGCCUGAGCAGUGGCUGGUGCGGCUGGCCCCGGAGCUGCUCGGGUGGCCCUGGGGUCAGCUGCACCGGGCCACUGCAGAAUCAUGGAAAGUCACAAUCUGUGAUUUCCAUGACCUCUGUGAAAGACUCGCAGUCUUACUCAAGGGACACCUAGUACCUGGUAUGUAGGAGUAAGGGGAGAGAGACCUCUGCUCACUCCCUUCCUGGAGCCCAGUGGGUUAGAGGGCAGGGAGUGGGUAGGUGUG
Mauremys mutica (yellowpond turtle) is the source of this 1341-nucleotide messenger RNA. Its product is annotated as C-type lectin domain family 2 member D-like. The record is from RefSeq and is a predicted model, not a curated record. The transcript is spliced from 5 exons. Bases 302 to 910 code for a protein of 202 amino acids. Lineage: Eukaryota; Metazoa; Chordata; Testudines; Geoemydidae.